AUGCGCAAAGAUUCUACUGCCACUGCUGUUAAUAAUAAAAAUAACAAUAACAAUAAUAAUAAUAAUAAUAAUAAUAAUAAUAGAGAUGGGUUAAUCACAGAUGUAGAGGAGAAAAAGGCCUUUUUUAAAGUUAUCAAUUCAUUUAGAUGCUAUGGGGAAUAUAUGCAACAAAAUUAUUGGAAACCAAGAGCGAUCAAGUGGGAUACCUUGCCAAAAGAACAGCAAGAAUGUUUACCUUGGUACAAAUCAUAUUUAGAAGAAUAUCGCAUGUGUAUUUUACAAAAUGCCAAGUUUUUGAAUGAUGUAGCAGAUCAUGCAAUUUAUUCUUGGGGAUAUCAUGAUGAAGAUAACGACGAUAUGGAAAUGCAGCCAUCGAUAUCAGAUAUGGAAAAAACAUUAUCACUUUUUACUCAAAUUGUUAGAGAAUGGUCUGAAGAGUGUAAAGAAGAGCGUGGAAUAUCUAGGAAAUUAAUUUUGGACGCACUAAAUUCAUAUAAAGAUAAAGAAAAUACAAUUAUUUUAGUACCCGGGUGUGGGUUAGGUAGAUUAAUUGUAGAUUUAGUGUGUGAAGGCUAUCAAGUGGAAGGCAACGAAUUUACUUAUCAUAUGUUGAUUUUACUUCGAUACGUUUUAAAUUCAGGCUUGACAAUAAACUCUAUUAAAAUAUUCCCUCAUAUACACACUUUUUCUCAUUUUAAAACACAUUUGGAGCAGUUGAAACCGACUUCAAUCCCUGAUAUAGAUAUAUAUAAAAGUAUAAUGAGUGAUGAGUGCAAAGGUGCAAUUAAUUCUAUAAAUACUGGAAGUUUUAUUGACCUAUAUGGCUCAAACUCCAAUUUUAUAAGGUAUUCUGAUUUUUAUAGUAUACAUCCAAGAAUUACCAGAGCUGAAAACACAUCUAGCAAAAAUGUGAUUAUAACUCAAUUUUUUAUUGACACUGGAGAAAAUAUUUUAGAGUAUUUGGAAAGUGUUUCCAAUUGUUUAGUAAGUGGUGGGUAUUGGAUUAAUUUUGGACCCUUAAAGUAUCAUUUCGAGGAUAGUUAUGGCGCAAUGGAUAUUUAUCAAAAAGAUGUUUAUUCAAACGGUCAAGAAUACAAUAGACAUCAAAAUGUUCCGCUAAGGGGGUUAGAAUUAAGUUACGAUGACAUUAUUAACGUUUCGUGCAAUGGUCGGUUUAAUUUUAAAUUAAUUAAUUCAAAAUUUGAUAUUUUAUCCACGUAUGGUAAAAAUAGAAAUAAUUUAUUUAAUUGUGCAUUUUGGGUGAUGCAAAAAAAAAGAUAG
Messenger RNA from Saccharomycodes ludwigii, 1281 nucleotides. RefSeq names its product S-adenosylmethionine-dependent methyltransferase. The record is from RefSeq and is a predicted model, not a curated record. The coding region runs from base 1 to 1281 and encodes 426 amino acids. The transcript has a single exon. Lineage: Eukaryota; Fungi; Ascomycota; Saccharomycetes; Saccharomycodales; Saccharomycodaceae. Gene Ontology annotation, molecular function: S-adenosylmethionine-dependent methyltransferase activity.